This is a messenger RNA of Oncorhynchus tshawytscha (Chinook salmon), 1547 nucleotides long. RefSeq names its product zinc finger protein 391-like. The coding region runs from base 93 to 1214 and encodes 373 amino acids. The transcript is spliced from 2 exons. NCBI's taxonomy places the organism in Eukaryota, Metazoa, Chordata, Actinopteri, Salmoniformes, Salmonidae. Gene Ontology annotation, biological process: regulation of transcription by RNA polymerase II. Gene Ontology annotation, molecular function: DNA-binding transcription factor activity; RNA polymerase II cis-regulatory region sequence-specific DNA binding. The record is from RefSeq and is a predicted model, not a curated record.
GACGUCACUUCCGUGCAGUACAGCGUUCAUGUUUGACAACAAAUUCUACGUGGAUUUUGGGAAGAUCUUUUGCCAGUUUAAAUCGUCCAACGAUGACUAAAUUACAAUAUCUGAAUGUGUAUUUGACUGAGCGUCUCAUGCAAGCUGCUGAGGAAAUACUAAGAGUUGUCGCAGACACGAUCUCCGAGUACCAGGAAGAAAUAUCCCGGACAAAGCGAGAGAACCAAUACCUUAAACGACACUUGAUCACACCGGUCCUACCGCCGGCCCCUCAGCCCAUUCUCUCUUGGGUCUCAGAGCUGCAAACUCCCCCUGAACAACAGCACUGUGAGCAGGAGUGGAGCCCCAGUCUGGGCCAGGAGGACCUUGAGACCACACAGAUUAAAGAGGAACAGGGUGAACUCGGGACCAGUCAGGAGGAAGAGCAGCUUCAAGUACCGGAGUCUGAUACCAAAGAAGACUCCAUAUCUACUCUUCCCUGUGUGAAAAAUGAUGAGGACCGACCUCAGCCUUCACAUCUUUCCCGAAGCGAAACUGUGGAGAACAGAGUGAGGGAGUCUCUACUGACCAACACAACUGGACAGAUCAAAACAGAACCUGAUGGCUAUGGAGUAUCACUAUCAGAACCAACCAGUGACUUCCUUCAGUCUCAGCCCGUCUCUGAAGUAAGUCCAGUCUCUUCUAGAACACAAAGUCAGAACACUGAGAACACAGAAAGUGUUCCUAUUGUUCUGAGAGAUCUAGAAAGGAGACCAGAGGAGGAUACAGACACACACUCAUGUACUCAGUGUGGAGCCGUGUUCUGUGAGCUAUCCCAACUGGAGGCACACAUGCCAUCCCACACAGCACCACACAGUGGUGACACUAGUCACAGGCAAAUCAUGUGCACAGUCUGUUGGAAGUCAUUCACCUCUACCAGUUACCUCAAGGUCCACCAGCGUUCUCACACUAAGGAAAAGCCCUUUCACUGUGGUGUGUGUGGCAAAAGCUUCAGCUACUCAGGGAAGUUCAGGGAACACCAACGGAUUCACACAGGAGAGAGACCUUACCGCUGCUACGUGUGUGGUAAACGCUUCAACCAGUCAGCCCACCUGAAGGCCCACCUGAGGGUACACACAGGGGAGAAACCCUACUCCUGUCCUGUCUGUGGGAAAGGAUUCAGUCAGUCCAGCCAGAUCAAGAGACACCUCAGAACUCACAUCCAAGGGAGGUAGAUUAAUAAUAACUUGGAGUGGAAAGAGCCCAUGAGUGGAUAAACAGUAACCUCGGAAGCCGCCUGAUCUCACAAGCUUACAUGAAUUGUUCGCUACCACAGAAUCAGUCUGGUAAUUACGAGGCUAGAUAGACAGAGCCUUCUGUUCUCAAAGUGCCCAGCAUUUGGGAAGAGAAAGAAAUAAAUACAUUUCUUAUUUUCAGUGCUACUCAUUCUACAGUAACAGUACCUCAAAGUGUUCAUACCCCUUGACUAAUUCCACAUUUUGUUGUUACAGCCUGAAUUCAAAAUGGAUUUAAAAAAUAAUAAUAAUCUCACCCAUGUACACACAAUA